CAAUAAAUGUUAGUAUCAUUACGUACUGUACUAGCGUCCCAAUAUUCCAUAUCGUAAUUAUUCUAGCAUACACAAGCUGUAGCAUAUUCUUUGUUUUUUACGUUGAUCAUGAAUAAACAAUAACAUAGUUGAUCGGACGCUUUAUCAGCAUCAGAACGAGUACCUAAUAAUAGAUACUAGCCCAUAUAGACUCGGUAAAUCUGAUAGGAGAAAGAAAAAAAAUCAACUAAUGGAAGAAAGACACGAGGGUUAUCAAAUUAAUGAUGUAUGCGUACAAAACUUUUGGCCAAAGAAGAAAGGGGCAAACAUGGCCCGGCUAGAAAAGGCAUCGAGUUAUGCAGCAAAACACGGAAACGAGCCGCAGUCGAAACUCACGAUUGGAAGUAAGCUCGAUCCGCUAUUAAUACGCUCAAAAAAAGGUAAAGUUGACGAUGACACGGACAGCGACUACCUCAGCGAUCACAGUCCAAUCUCGCCGCUGCAGACCGUGGCGGAGACGGAGAGAUUUAGAGACCCGGACGUCACUGUUCGGCCAGACAAUUCAAGCCACGGCAUUCGUUCGGAUGAUUACGGCUGUUCUCGGAAAAGAAAAAGUCGCCCGGGCGAGGCCGUCUCCUCGAGCAACAGCUGGAAAAUCGACUAUCGGCAAUCGGCUCGACUCGCGAUCGCGCACGGCUCCAACGAACGAGACUAUUCCAGGUUCUACUGGAGAAACUCGACGGUAGCCAGCAGAAAUACCGAUUCCGAUCACGAAGAUGUGUCCUACCGAUUUCCACGGAGACAUAGCCGAUCGACCAAAUAUCCUUCGCGAAUUUCGUUCUACGAGUACAUGCAAAAGUUGCGCGAAAAAAUGGAGCAUGAGAAUGAGAAUAGUAUAACGGACGCUCGAGUGUGCCAAGUUGAAGCGCCGAAAGCCAGUAGCAAAGAGAUAGAUCGAGAAAAAGAUCCGGAAUUUUUUAUACGACAGAAGCUGACCAGAAGAGCGAAGACGCGAGUCGCGGGCCCGGCCAGAGCCCAAGUCGAUCAGAGCGAGGAGGAAGAUCAGUUUAUCUGCUCCGACGGUGUAUCGCGAAUAGGACCGAACGAUCUGACCAGCACUGUAUCUUCGGCUGCGGAGCACGAGUUGACUUGGCGCGAUUGGCUGCUCCGAAGCGACGAACCAGCGCUGUCCAACAAGUGUCGAUUGAAACACAACAGGUACUUCGAUCUUCGAACAAUGAGACCGAAAAUUUCCCAAAAUAAGCAUCGAAUGAGCGAUAUUCGCAAUCCUACGGAGGUAGAUUACGAGCCGGUAGUCUUUGGCGGCGGCGACGACGACGACGACGAAGAUGACGACGCACAAAUAAACGACGCUAUUUUUGACUGCUUGGACAGCAGCGAUAAUUCGAAAGAAAAGGAAAAGUCACCGGCGGUCGAAGGCGAAUCAACAUCCGUGACUAAUUCCGGCCCAGGUGUAAAAAGCCCGAGUCGAGUUAGCCCGGUCGACGAAAACGAAAAUCGUCUGGAGGAAAAGUUGGGAGAGCGGCAGACUGCGAAGCCGUCACGAUCGCGGCCGGAGACGAAUACGACAACGAAGCCUGCGGUCAAGUGCUCGCCUAUGAAACCGCCGCGAGCCAACUUGAGGGCCAGUCGUCAUCCCCGCUUGACGGCCAGAGCAAUAGCGAAGCGCACACCGCCAACGAAGCCGGAGCGACAGAGCUUGUCGAAGCUGCCGAGAGAAGAUACGAGUUGGGCCUCGCCAAAACACGCUCUCCCUUCCGAGGCUCAAGGCGCGAGUCAAGCCACGACGGUGCAGCACAUUCGAGUCGAUAAAUGGCAGGAGGACUGGUCGCCGCCGAGGAAAUUUUUCAUAAGGCCGUCCUUGAGCGAGGAACUGCUCGACAAAAUAGAACAAGAAAAAGCCGAGAGGGAGGAAAAGAGGAAAAAAAUGGAAAAUCUACGCCGCGACUUCUCUUUGUCGCGAUUAUCCAACGAGAUCGAUGACAUAAGCCACGAGAUCGCUGGUAUUAUGGGACCGCAAACAAUCGACCAAGACAAUGGCGAGAAGAAAAUUUCCGAGACGCCGAAACGAGUCUACCCCAAUUUGUCUUUGGAAAAACCCCGAGAAAUCGAGCGAUGCAGUCCGAAAAAUUUGUUUAGCACAGCAGCUACCUUAACGGCCAAGGAAGCCAUGGAGGCCAAAGCGAAACUAAAUUCGAGCUCGAAAGCCAAGGAGAAUCGGGCGAAAACGUCAGCGGACACAAGAGCCGUCGGCGACUCGGAGCCCGCAGCGGUGCCGUCCUCGCCGAACAACAACGAAAAAACGGCAUUUUCGAGACUUUGCAGUUUCAACAAGUCGGGCAGCAGAGCUAUGUCUUUCAUACGCAAUAUUCCUAGAUUGAUGAGCAAUCGUCGCAGACCGAACAUGGAAUCGACCCGGAAUAACUCGACCAAGAGGCCCGCCGAAUUCGCCGAAUCCGAAAGCGUCGUCGAUAUCUCGACCCUCACGAUUCAGACUCAGUCGCCGGUCGCGAGCCCGGAAAAAUCCCCGACACACGAGCGCUCGAUUUGGAGGUUUUCGCGUCUAACUCCAGCAGCGAAACGCAAGGGGCCAACGAAAACUCCGGCGACCGAUCAGCCCAAGUGUUCGAACAAAGCGCCCAGGAGGAUGUCUUUGUGCAGGAGUUGGACCAUGAAAUUCCGCAAGAGGUCGCGAAGGUCCGUUUCAGACGUCGAGCGGCCAGAGGAGAGAAUCGUCGAUCCGGACGACUUGAGUCCCGAGCGGAGCGCAGCCGUGACGGAGCUGCUGCAGUGCGCCGACAUCGAGCUGACGCGCAUGUACCAGGCCAGCAAAGCCCUCGAGCUCUGCUUCUCCAUGCCGGAGUUCGUCGGCAGUCGGGAGCGAGUCGAGUCGGAGCGUCAGCUGCUCGUCUCGGGACUGCGCCGCAAGGCCUUCCUCGACGAGGUCAGCGCGUUGGCCGACAAGCAGGAAGACGAGGCCGACUGCGAGAGGGCCCACCUCGUCAUCAGCAACCUGAGCCUGCCGCUGAGGGAGAGCAUCGAGCGAAUGGGCCAAGGCGCCGAUCAGGCCGACUGGUACGUCGUCGUGGCCAGUCACGGUCGACACCUCUGGGCCAGCCAAGCCAUCGAGUGCCCCAGGACCGGGCCCCGACUCCACUUUCCCGGCAGCGCCGAGUUUUUCCAGCUCUUGCCCGACUUCGCCGUGAGCAUCGGCGUGUACAGGUUGCAGCUGCGCAUGCCGUCGCUCGAUCACGCCAGCAAGUACCAUCUGCCGGCCAAGAGUCCAAAGAAUUCCGACAGGAGCAUCGUUUGUCCGUCGCCGUCCAACUUUCUGUCGCGAAACGAGAAGAGGCGGACCAUCGGGCCAUCGAGCACGAAGCACGCCGAUUUCGGAGCCCCUGGAUUGAAGCAGUCGUCGUUUUUAGCUUGCGGCAAGCUCCAAUUGCGCCUGGCGGAUUUGAGCAAAUCGCCGCCCUGGCCUCUGAGCGGGAUCUAUCCCGGAAGUCCCGGGAGCAGCGUCCUCCAGGGCAGCAUCGACAUGACGACCAAGUGCAAGCUCUACGUGCAGGUCGAGCAGUCGGGCUUCGUGAACCACGGCGAGGAGCUCGGGGGUUACACCAACUGGAACAGACGCUGGGCCGUUCUGGAUAAGCGAUACCUGCGCUUCUGGAACUAUCCCGACGAGCAGUACAACAACGGCCAUCCUCUGAAGGAGAUCGACUUGGCGGAUUGCACGAGCGAGAGCAUCGGCCCUAUCGAUCGAUCCUUGUGCGCCAAGGCCAGGACCAUCCUCCUGGAGAUUGCUCACGCUAGGCAUAACGUCACCAGAGACGGCAUCUUCCUUCGCUCACCGAAUGACUACGCGAUCGUCAGGAAUCUGCUGUCCUUCGACACUCCCUGUGAAUUGACCGAGUGGCAGUCCAAGCUCAAUCAUGUGGUCUCUACGCUGCGCGCCUGGAACGUAAAAUAAAUACCUUGACUCGGCGCCGCCGAUUGAUCCUCGACUUCGAGCUCAUCUGGCGUCGGUCGCCUUUAUCUCAAGACUGGAUGCUUCAUAUACCUGCAAGUACAUAAAGUGUCGCGAGCUUUUUCCAAAGCGUAAAACCAAUUACGAUACAUAUUCAACUAGGUACGUUUGAAUAUUUUUAACGCCAAUUUUUAUCAACUUAUCGAGUGCAAUGAUUCAUCGACAAAGACUCAUUUAUAAAAUUAUUUUUAUAAAUAUAUCUAUUCAUAUAUUUCUUUACUAUUAUGCCACUGUUGUUUGUCAUUUAUGUGUGUAGAACAUAUAAGAAAGUACAUUCUUUUUAAAGAAUAAUGAUGUACAAAUGUAUAUAUAGUACAGACAUAUGCAGUAUGCCUGUUGUAGAUUUAUUAUUGAAAAAUGUUCUUACUUAAUAAUUAAAUAAAUAAACAAUUUAUUUUGAUUCAUUCAAA
Trichogramma pretiosum is the source of this 4437-nucleotide messenger RNA. RefSeq lists its product as uncharacterized. Gene Ontology annotation, biological process: mitotic cytokinesis; actomyosin contractile ring assembly; septin ring organization. Lineage: Eukaryota; Metazoa; Arthropoda; Insecta; Hymenoptera; Trichogrammatidae. Gene Ontology annotation, cellular component: actomyosin contractile ring. Bases 230 to 3970 code for a protein of 1246 amino acids. The record is from RefSeq and is a predicted model, not a curated record. The transcript has 9 exons.